This is a messenger RNA of Wyeomyia smithii (pitcher-plant mosquito), 1599 nucleotides long. Its product is annotated as m7GpppX diphosphatase-like. The transcript has 2 exons. Gene Ontology annotation, cellular component: P-body; nucleus. Gene Ontology annotation, biological process: deadenylation-dependent decapping of nuclear-transcribed mRNA. Bases 1 to 1098 code for a protein of 365 amino acids. Lineage: Eukaryota; Metazoa; Arthropoda; Insecta; Diptera; Culicidae. Gene Ontology annotation, molecular function: RNA 7-methylguanosine cap binding; hydrolase activity. The record is from RefSeq and is a predicted model, not a curated record.
AUGCCCAGUACAGCGCGAAAAGGAAAGCAGACGGUUGCGUGGGGAGUCGAACGGCGGAUGUCUAUGGUGAAAGAUGAAGUGAACAAUCCAAACAGCCGUAGCUACGAUUUUGCAGGCUUCGUACCUGUUCGCAUCCUAAACUAUAACAGUACACACAAAAGCGUUUCACUGUUGGGGCAUUUUGUAAGCCUAUCGCGUGACGAUUACGCGAUCAUUGUGUUGGAAAAGACGGCCUUCACUGAGGGGCAGCUGAAAAAUCAUAAGCGUCAUCAAACGAGCAUGAACAGUGAAAGUGUGCAAAGUAGUGCAACUGGUGUUAUAGCAGCCGUCGAAAGAAGUUUUUCCUUAUCCACGUCCCAACUAAGGACGGAAUUUGUUAAUGAUACCUACGGAAAUUUUUUGUGCGUUGCUGAUCCGGAAGUAAAUCAAAUCAAGGUGACAAUCAUAUAUCCCGCUACUGAGAGGCAUAUUGUGAAAUUUUCCACCCAAAAAAGAUAUUUGGUGGAAGAAACUGGCCAAGAUUAUGAAACCGUGACAUUGCCUCAUAUACAAAAGGAGCAGCUAAGCUUAGAGUGGCUUUACAAUAUAUUAGAGCAUCGGAAAGGGAAGGAUCGCAUAGUUUUUGAGGAUCCGUCAGAGAAAAUUGGCUUCAUAUUGUUGCCGGAUUUAGAAUGGGAUGGUAAAACAUUGGAACAACUUUAUCUACUCGCUUUAGUGCGCCAGCGAGGUAUCAAGUCAUUGCGGGAACUAAACGCUACUCAUUUACCAUUGCUGAAAAAUAUUCAAACACGUGGCAUUGAAGCAAUUAAAACACGUUACGGAAUUAACGCUGAUCAACUACGAAUCUACAUUCACUAUCAACCCACAUUUUACCACCCACACGUGCAUUUCCCAUAUCUGAAGCACGACCCAUCGGGUAUUUAUUGCGAGAAAAGUCACCUUCUAACAUCGGUUAUUGGGAAUAUCGAACUGCUACCAGACCAUUACCGGAAAGUGACACUCUCUUGCGUUUUAAGUGAAACUGAUAAACUGAACGUCAAAUUUGAGGCAGCAAAGAGCAAACUGAAUGAACCAGAUUACACCACAACCAACCGAUGAGAACCUCUACUGCCAGACGCACCCUCCCGUUUCAAACCCCCUGCAACCCGGCGCUUGAACACGACAGCUGAACAGCAGGUAUCUUCACGACGCAGCGCAUCAGGCGAGCAAGCAAUUGUUAAUUUUAAAUAAGGAAAAUGUCAUGUAUGAUAAUGUAAACUCAAAACGGUACUACAGUUUUGAAUAACAGAAUCUCAUUUGCCAGAGAAAAUAAACAUAUUAUAAAAAAAAACAACGGUGUAUAUAGUUGCAUAAAAACGCGAGAAUAAUUGUAAUAAAGAGAAAAACACACCUAUCGGCCGUCAGGAUGGACCGUGUGACCAUUGUCUCUUCUAGAUAAUGGCCAACUAGGCGGGGUGGCAGAUGUGACGUCACACCCUGCGAAGAACCCAAUGCUCCGUCACGAGCCUUAUAAUUAAAGUUAAAUGUUGUUCCUAGGAGGGCAUAGCCUUCUGCUAUGCUUUAGUCAGGCGAAACAUUUGGUUCCCUUGACAGAGGACC